Beta vulgaris subsp. vulgaris (sugar beet) is the source of this 930-nucleotide messenger RNA. RefSeq names its product bet1-like SNARE 1-2. The transcript has 6 exons. The record is from RefSeq and is a predicted model, not a curated record. Bases 212 to 607 code for a protein of 131 amino acids. Lineage: Eukaryota; Viridiplantae; Streptophyta; Magnoliopsida; Caryophyllales; Amaranthaceae.
AAUUAAAAAAAAAAAAGGAAGAGUAAAAUGUAGAAGAGGUGUACUGUGUACAUCAAAGUCAUCAAGUCCCCCACGUCCAUAAUAGAGAUGAAGAUUUGAUAUCGGAUGUCAACCGUCGAACUUGAUGAUUCUCCGACUCGUUAACUCUGGUGAUCGUUAUCGGUGGUAAUAGUUGGAAAAGAAUCACAAAGUUGAAUCAAUUUUCGGAAUAAUGAGUUAUCGAAGGGAGACUCGCGCUUCUAAAGCUGCUCUUGUUGAUGGAUACAAUAGCAUUGAAGAGGGUGGCCUUGGAGCCUCCUCAUCAUACUCAAGUGACAUUACUGAACAUGAAAAUGAUGAAGCUCUUGAUAGCCUAAAAGACCGCGUCUUCUUUCUGAAGCAGUUGUCUGGUGAUAUACAUGAUGAAGUUCGUAGCCAUAACCGUUUCCUGGAUCGAAUGGGUAAUGAAAUGGAUGCAUCAAGAGGUAUAUUGUCAGGGACGCUUAACCGCUUCAAGAUGGUGUUUGAAAGGAAGUCAGGACGUGGGAUGUGCAAGCUUGUAGGGUUCCUUGUGACAUUUUUUAUAUUAUUCUACUACCUCAUCAGGGUCCUUAGACAUUCCAUGUAAGUGCAAAGUGAAGAAUAGGUUAGCGCCUGUCCGAGCUUGUUGAGAAGAGUUUUGGAUGAUACGAGGAUUGGGGUUUCUAUUUCCAUACGUGCUUCAUCUGUCCAACAUAGGUUAUAUACAUGAAUGUCACAAUUCAUUGAAGGCGGCAUUUACGGAUUCUUGUGUAAUCGGUGACAAGAACAAUGUUACUUUGUUCAGUGGAUGUGGGAAGUAAUUUGACGACGGUUAUCAUACUAAAGCAAUGAAAGUUAAUGGUGAUGAUGGUUUCUGUUGGUUAUCCAAUAUAAUGCAAUUAUCUGCACAAGUUUUGACAUUUUGUACAA